Molecule: messenger RNA, 324 nt
Organism: Penicillium psychrosexuale
Lineage: Eukaryota; Fungi; Ascomycota; Eurotiomycetes; Eurotiales; Aspergillaceae
Exons: 2
Coding region: 1-324 (107 amino acids)
Source: RefSeq, a predicted model, not a curated record
AUGGGUGGCCGUCAAGCAGAUUUGGUUGAGUUUACUGUGUCUCAUCCAAGUUUGGCUUGUCUUUGUGAAAUUUGUUUGAGCUCUGGUGGGUUUGAGGGAUAUGUUCAUCGGUGUCGUCUGCUCCCAGACAUUCCUCAGCUCCCAUUUGCGCCAAUCUUUGAUGCUCGCCUUGAUAUCUCUCGAUUGAUGACAAUUUUUCUGGUCGGAGAAACUCACGGUUUCUAUCGUUCGAACGCUUUAACUCAUCAGCCCAUUUACAGUCGGCAUGGGGGCGAUGUCCUUGGUCGGGGUUCUAACCUGUGUCGUGGGACCUCUCUCGAGUGA